GCAGUGUUUACAAAACUGAUGUCAACAGUUUCAGUUUCGUCAUCUCCGCAGUUUUGCAUCUUUUGCAUCCGAAAAUCUUAAAUCCUUUCGUUGGUGCUGAAAAAUUAAUUUUCCCCAUGCCGUAGUGAUGAAAAGCCCUGCCCCGAACAUCGAGCGUGCCUGCGUGGUGGUCCUGGGCGACAUUGGCCGCAGCCCCCGGAUGCAAUACCACGUGAAAAGCCUGGCCGAAUCGCGCUACUGCGUGGACUUGGUUGGAUACGUGGAAUCCAAACCGUUGGAAGAUCUGACGUCGAAUCCCAACGUGAGAAUCCAUCCGCUGAGCCCCUUCCCGGAACUGCACCUACCCGGGCUGGCCAAGUACCUAUUCAAAUCAUGCUGGCAAGCGCUGACCCUGCUGAUGGUCCUCAUCAGCAUCCGGAAGCCGAAGUUCAUCCUGUGCCAGAAUCCUCCGGCCAUUCCGACAGUGGUCGUAGUUUAUGCGUAUUGUUUUUUCGCCCGGUCCAAAAUGGUCAUCGAUUGGCACAACUAUACGCACACGAUUCUGGCCAUGGCGUCAUCAUCCGGGUCGAAGAGUCCCAUCGUCCGGCUGGCCAAGGCUAUUGAAGCGUACUUUGGCCGGAAGAGCGUCGAGAAUCUCUGCGUCACCAAAGCGAUGCAACAGGAUCUCCAAGAAAACUGGAAUAUCAGUGCAACAGUUUUGUAUGAUCGUCCACCACUACAAUUUCACCCAAUAACGCUUGAAGAGAAGCACAACCUGUUUAUGGAUCUCGCUAAAAUAAUCCCACAAUUUGCAAGCACUGAGCGCAACGCAUUGGAGGAAGCGUCGGCUUUCACCGUUAAACUUGCCACUGGUGAGGUUCAGUAUCGUCCGGACCGUCCGGCUCUACUCAUAUCUAGCACCAGCUGGACUCCGGACGAAGAUUUUGGAGUACUGCUCGCCGCGUUGGAUGCCUACGAAAUGCGCGCCAUAAAUGAGCCCAAACACUAUCCAUACCUGGUUUGCGUUAUAACAGGUAAAGGGCCACAGAAAGAGCACUACAAAGCUCUGAUAAGGGAGAGACCUUGGCAGAAAGUAUCGGUCGUAACUCCGUGGCUGGAGAAUGCUGACUACCCAAGGCUUCUUGCGGCCGGAGAUCUCGGCGUUUGUCUACAUUAUAGCUCCAGUGAUCUUGACCUUCCCAUGAAGGUAGUCGACAUGUUCGGCUGUGGGCUGCCAGUCUGUGCCAUGGGCUUCAAAUGCAUUGGUGAACUGGUACAGCAUGGGCAGAAUGGCUUUGUAUUCGGUACUUCCGAUGAAUUGGCGAGCCAGCUCAGUGACUGGUUCCAGGAUUUUCCGACGAAUGUGGCCUUAACCAACCAAAAAGAGAGAAUCAACCAAAAAUUGAAGGAAUUCCAGCAGCUACGCUGGGUGGAGAAUUGGGAUCGAAAUGUGAAACCUUUGCUUGAGAGGAUCUGAUUGCCGAAACGACCACGGUAGGUGAUUUUGAGUACAAUACUUAAAUUUUCCGAUAUUGAAUAUUGUAAGCUUUGGAAUCUUGAAA
Messenger RNA from Aedes aegypti (yellow fever mosquito), 1541 nucleotides. RefSeq names its product chitobiosyldiphosphodolichol beta-mannosyltransferase (gene Alg1). Gene Ontology annotation, cellular component: endoplasmic reticulum. Gene Ontology annotation, molecular function: mannosyltransferase activity. NCBI's taxonomy places the organism in Eukaryota, Metazoa, Arthropoda, Insecta, Diptera, Culicidae. Bases 128 to 1456 code for a protein of 442 amino acids. The record is from RefSeq and is a predicted model, not a curated record. The transcript has 3 exons.